GAUUGAAAUACUAGAUUUAGGCAACAAUAGUUUCACUGGAGAACUUCCUUCCUCAUUGAAGAAUUGUACAAAGUUGAAAUUUGUUAAUCUUCGAGAUAACAAAUUGUCGGGACAAAUACCGAUGUGGUUAGGGAGCAGUCAUCCUGAUUUAGUUGUGCUUUUCCUUCGAUCGAAUCACUUCUUUGGAAGCUUUCCUUCACAUCUAUGUCAUUUGAAACAUCUUCAACUUUUGGACCUUGCUUUAAACCAUAUCUCAGGAAGUAUACCAAAAUGCAUCAACAGUCUUACUGCUUUGACUAGUCCAAUUUCAACCACUGGUCAUCUUUAUAAAGGUCCUCUGGACUUUUUCCACUGUGAUGACCUUGCAUUUUGGUUGUGGAAAGGAAGAGAUCUCUCUAGUAAUCUUGGACAAAUAAAGAGCAUAGAUCUCUCUAGUAAUAAAAUUACUGGGCCAAUUCCAAGGGAAAUUAUGGAACUUGUUGGAUUGAUUUCUUUGAAUCUCUCAAGAAACCUUUUAACUAGAAGAAUCACUACAGAGAUUGGUGCGUUACGGUCAUUAGAAGUCUUGGAUCUAUCUGAGAAUCAAUUAUCGGGUGGAAUUCCUUCAAGCAUCGCUCUUAUUAAUUCUCUAAAUUUCUUGGACUUGUCAAACAAUAACCUUUCAGGCAUAAUUCCAACAGGCCCUCAACUCAAUACCUUUAAUGCCACUGCAUAUGAAGAUAACCCAAAUCUUUGUGGAUUUCCACUUCCAAAGAAAUGUCCAGGAGAAACAAAUCAAAAUCCAGCUGUGAAUAGAGGUGGUGACCAUGCUGGCAUUCAAGAGACAGAAGAUGGGUUUAUAACCCCAGGAUUUUAUGUUAGUGUGGCCCUUGGAUUUGUCAUCGGUUUUUUGGGAGUUUUUGGCACAUUACUACUAAACAGGUCAUGGCAAUUCUCCCAUUUCAAUUUCUUGAACAAUGUCAAAGAUAAGCAGGAUGCAACCGUAGUAGUGAAUAUGGCUAGAUUACGGAGGCAGCAUCAAACAUAAUUGGGCUUGGAAUCAUUAUUAGAGACACAGGGGGCAGGGUUUAUUGUUAGCAAGUCUUCGAGAAUUCCAUUGAUUCAUGGUCGAAAAUGGAGUUUU
Molecule: messenger RNA, 1123 nt
Organism: Quercus lobata
Lineage: Eukaryota; Viridiplantae; Streptophyta; Magnoliopsida; Fagales; Fagaceae
Product: receptor-like protein EIX2
Exons: 2
Coding region: 122-1027 (301 amino acids)
Molecular function (GO): protein binding
Source: RefSeq, a predicted model, not a curated record